This is a messenger RNA of Centruroides sculpturatus (bark scorpion), 1584 nucleotides long. Its product is annotated as acid-sensing ion channel 1-like. The coding region runs from base 1 to 1554 and encodes 517 amino acids. Gene Ontology annotation, biological process: sodium ion transmembrane transport. Lineage: Eukaryota; Metazoa; Arthropoda; Arachnida; Scorpiones; Buthidae. The record is from RefSeq and is a predicted model, not a curated record. Gene Ontology annotation, cellular component: membrane. Gene Ontology annotation, molecular function: ligand-gated sodium channel activity. The transcript is spliced from 12 exons.
AUGGCGAAGUUUCAAAGUGAUUUAAAUUCUGGAAUUCAUUGCCCCGUACACGGAUGGAAACGUUCUUCAUUUCAUAUAUGUAAUUCCUCUCCUCCUUCUUCUAAGAAAUGUAUAUCUACUACGAAAUAUUGUUUAAAUAUCUUUAAAGAAUCCUCAAUACCCGGAGUUAACAAUAUAGCUGCUGCUAAAGGGAAAUUUGAAAGGUUUAUUUGGAUAUUUAUCGUUAUUUGUUGCUUGACUGGAUUCAUAUACCAAGUAACACUCUUUCUUCGACAUUAUUAUAACUAUCCUACAAGAGUACAAGUACUUGUUAAGACGGAAGGUUUAAUGGAGUUCCCUUCUGUAACGCUCUGUAACAACAACAGAAUUAGGAAGAGCGAAUAUUGUAAGUAUAAUAAGAGUUCGUGCUCUUCUGAUCCUAUAGAACUUGACGAAAUGAAACUGAAAGAAAAAGAAAUUCCCAAGUUACAACUUCAGCUUCUAGUUGAAGAUAGGCCCGAUAUUCGGAAGAUUUUGGGUCAUAAUAUAUCGGAUAUGAUAGUCUCGUGUACAUUUACAGGCAUACCGCCCAUGAAAGGAAGAGAAUGUGUCAACCGUUUUGAAUAUUUUUAUGAUCCGGAUUUCGGGAAUUGUUAUAGUUUAGAAUCGGUAGAAGACGAUGGAGACGCCCUAAGAGCUUCUGAAUCUGAUGUUUGGCAAGAAUUAAGUGAAUUAGUUUUAGUUUUGAACGUUGAAGAAGAUGAAUAUUUGGAACCGUCGAGAGACGUAGCCAUUACAGUUGUUAUGCAUACUACAGAUGUUUAUCCUGAUCCUUUUUCGGAAGGACACGAAAUUCGUCCGGGAUUUUCUUAUAAAUUUGGCGUACAAAAGACAUCCAUUCAGUUACUUCCACCUCCUUAUAAAACUAAUUGUACAGAAUAUAGUAAAUUGGAAUGGGAAAAGAACAACGAUAGGAUGUCAAAUACAAGAAUGUGUACUGCAGAAUGUUCCCAGUCUAUCCAAUUGAAGAAGUGUAAUUACAUUACUGAUGAAUUAAGUCUAUUUUUUGACGACGUUCCCUGGAAAGAUGGAGAGAAAGACGAAGUUAAAAUAAAAUGCGCCGAAAAGAUAGCAAACGACACUAAAGAGUAUUGUCGUAAGUUAUGCAGAGUUCCAUGUUGGCAAAGUUCUUUCGAGGUAGAAUCAGAUGCGACCAUUUGGCCUAGGAAGAAAAAAUACUCACAACUAGAAGAAUUGGGCGAUUGGAGAAACAGAUCCUACGACGAUAUUAGUCACAAUCUUGCUAGAAUAAGGGUAUUUUACUCCAGUAUGGAUCAUACAAUGUAUAGGCACAUUCCUAUUAUAGAAUCUUUAGAACUCUUCAGCCAUCUCGGAGGAUUAAUUGGAAUUUGGUUAGGAACAUCAUUAAUUGCCGUUUGUGAAUUAUUCGAGAAGACAAUUUCCAUCUUCACUUAUUGCUUCAGGAGAAGAAGAAAUCAGAGAAAAGUUAAGAAAGUUGUCUGUUUUAAUCACAUGUCUUCUUUACCAAUUCGUAAGACAAAAUUAAGAAAUUAAUAAAUAAUUUUUAUAUAAAAAUUAUGCCCA